Molecule: messenger RNA, 6411 nt
Organism: Alosa sapidissima (American shad)
Lineage: Eukaryota; Metazoa; Chordata; Actinopteri; Clupeiformes; Clupeidae
Gene: crtc1b
Product: CREB regulated transcription coactivator 1b
Biological process (GO): positive regulation of transcription by RNA polymerase II; protein homotetramerization
Cellular component (GO): cytoplasm; nucleus
Molecular function (GO): cAMP response element binding protein binding
Source: RefSeq, a predicted model, not a curated record
GUUCUGUUUUGGAGAAGAACCGAAGAUGGCGACCUCAAACAAUCCGCGAAAAUUUAGCGAGAAAAUCGCUUUACACAAUCAGAAACAGGCUGAGGAGACAGCUGCCUUUGAAGAGGUCAUGAAGGAUCUCAACAUAACUAGAGCUGCACGGUUGCAGUUGCAGAAGACCCAGUAUUUGCAACUAGGGCAGAGUCGUGGUCAGUGCUAUGGAGGGUCACUGCCCAAUGUCAAUCAGAUUGGAAAUAGCAGCACUGACCUGCCUUUUCAGAACUCUUUCCAGACGAACGCCUUGGACACCAGUCGGACCACGCGGCACCAUGGCCUGGUCGAUCGGGUCUACCGCGACCGCAACCGCAUCAGCUCGCCACACCGACGCCCUCUCUCGGUGGACAAACAUGGCCGCCAGAUUGACAGCUGUCCUUACGGCUCGGUGUAUCUGUCCCCUCCACCUGACACCAGUUGGCGGAGGACCAAUUCAGAUUCCGCCUUACACCAGAGCGCCAUGAACCCCCCAUCUCAAGACUCGUUUGCAGGAGGCUCGCAGGAGCUGCAGCCAAAGCGAGUUCUUCUGCUAGCAGCACCUGACGAUACGGACACAGACAUGGAGAAGGAUGAGCAGAAGGAGGACUGGGAUGAGAAGAAGAACGGAACGUCACGGCCCAAAUCUUGUGAAGUCCCAGGCAUCAACAUAUUCCCGUCUCCAGAUCAGGAGCUCAACGCGUCCAUCACCCCGGCGACCCACAACACGGGCGGCUCUCUGCCCGACCUGACCAACAUCCAGUUCCCCCCGCCACUGCCCACCCCGCUGGACCCCGACGACAACGUGUCCUUCCCCUCGCUCAGCUCGUCCAGCAGCACGGGCAACCUGUCCGCCAACCUCACCCACCUGGGCCUGGGCACCGUCAGCCCCGGGAUCAGCUGUCCCCAGGCGACCAUGACCAUCACUACCCAGCAGGGUCAGUCCACACUCAUCCCUCUCAGCCUUAGCAUCGACUCCCAGCAGCAGCAACAACAACAACAACAACAACAACAACUAUCGCCUACUCUCUCACCGCAGAUACCAAUCACACAGGCCCUGACGAUGGACGCCUUGACCCUGGAGCAACAGCUGGCCCAGUACCCCCUCAUCAGCCUUCUGAAUGACCUGCAGAAACAGCAGCAGCAGCAGCAGGGGCAACAGGGGCAACAGAGCCUCCCCCAGGGCAUCCGACUGGUGCAGCUGCCCCCCCUCACCGUCCAGGCCAGCAGCUCGUCCUCCUCACAGCAGUCCAGCCCCGCCACGCAAACACACAUCUCCUCCGCCACCGUCAACAUCAACUCGUACCGCACCCAGUCCGGCUCCCCUGCCAACCAGUCCCCCACCUCGCCAGGCUCCAACCAAGGCUUCUCGCCCGGAGGCUCCCCGCAACACAUUCCCCUGGUGGCGAGCCUGAGUGGGGACUUCUACGAGCAUCAGCUGGCGUCCAGACAGACAAACGCCCUCUCCCAGCAGCUCGAGCAGUUCAACAUGAUCGAGAUGGACAUCCCCAACAGCUCGAGUGGCCUGUAUAGCCAGUGCUCCACGCUCAACUACACGCAGGCGGCCAUGAUGGGCCUCAGUGGAACCCACGCCGCGCUCCAGAACUCCUCGCAGCUAGGAUACAGUAACCAUGGCAACAUUCCCAACAUUGUUCUCACAGUGACGGGUGAGUCUCCUCCGAGCCUGUCCAAAGAGCUGGCCAACUCCCUGGCGGGCGUGGGUGACGUCAGCUUUGACACGGACUCUCAGUUCCCCCUGGACGAGCUGAAGAUCGACCCGCUCACGCUAGACGGACUGCACAUGCUCAACGACCCAGACAUGGUUCUGGCUGACGCCGCCACAGAGGACACGUUCAGGAUGGACCGGCUGUGACCAUCGCCAGCGCAGCACGCACACACACACACACACACACACACACACACACACACACACACACACACACACACGGAGGACACGUUCAAGAUGGACCGGCUGUGACCAUCGCCAGCGCAGCACACACACACACACACACACACACACACACACACGGAGGACACGUUCAAGAUGGACGGGCUGUGACCAUCGCCAGCGCAGCACGCACGCACACACGGACGAGACGCGCGGGGAGGGAAGGGGCGAGUCCUGCUGAAGUCACAUCGCUGUCCAGUUAAACACACACACACACACACACACACACACACACACACACACACACACACACACACACUCUUCCCUACCCAGUUUUAUGGUCCUCAUCCACAUGUUGUUUGUGAUGGCAUGCUACCAAAAACCAUUUGGGUGACCGGGGUGGUCCGACACCUUUGGCCAGCGUGUGGACAUUGCUGCAGUCCACGCCAGUGAUGCCCCGUGGCAGAGAUGCCGUCAUACACUGCUGCUCCACCCUAAUGUUUGUGUGUUUUUUGUUCUUGUUUGUUUGUUUUUGUUUGGAGAGAAUGUGUGAAGUCACUGCCAUGUGUCAUGCCAUCUCUGCCUCAUCUGCGUUGCCAUGGAGACAACAGUAGCGUUUUUCAGCUGCGUCACUGACAUCAUAUCAAGAGUUACAGUGGCCACCGCUGUCCUGGUUACUGCUUUGGUGUCAUGAUUCAUAGUUUUGUUUAUUUUAUAUGUAUUUAUUAUUUAUUUACUUGUGUGUCUGUUUACCUGUUUAUUUUUUUGUUUACACUUUUAUUACAUAGGUUGCCAAAUUGCCCACUGGCCUACUGGUUUUCCACACCCAUUGGUGCACUUUUAAAAAAUGUGUAAAUGUGUAUUUAUUCGACUGUUCAUGUUUGUUUGUGUAGUUAUUUAUUUUAUUUAUUGAAUAUUUAUUUGUUUAUAAGGAGUACUAGACCUCCCCAAACACUUUGCUCGUGGGUUGUGAUGCGAUGUCAAGUGCACAAGAUGUGUAGUGGACGGGGCUGAUGCUGUAGUGACUGCUUGUGAUUGGUUGACCUGUAGCUCUGUAGAAUUCCUCUUCAGCACCAAACGUUAUGAUAAUGUGCCAAGAGGAGAGAAGCCGGUCCCAUGUAGUUCCCUUUGGUUAGCUAGCUGGUCCCAUGCGCUCCCUUUGAUUAGCUAGCUAAAGAGGCCGGGUCCCAUGUAGUUCCCUUUCGUUAGCUAGCUAGAUAGGCCGCAUCCCAUGCGCUCCCUUUGGUUAGCUAGCUAGAGAGACCGGGUCCCAUGCGCUUCGUUUGGUUAGCUAACUAGAGAGGCCGGGUCCCAUGUCGUUCCCUUUGGUUAGCUAGCUAGAGAUACCGGGUCCCAUGCGCUUCCUUUGGUUAGCUAGCUAGAGAGGCCGGGUCCCAUGCGUUCCCUUUGGUUAGCUAGCUAGACAGGCCGGGUCCCAUGGUUAGCUAGCUAGAGAGGCCGGGUCCCAUGCGUUCCCUUUGGUUAGCUAGCUAUGUAGCUAUCUAUCCAUCCAUCAUGCACACAGACAGCUUUGGUUAGCUAGUUAUGUAGAUAUCUAUCCAACUAUCAUGCACACACAGACAGCUUGCUCACCAAGGUGUCUGAGGACCAGAGGAGGAAGGGGGUGGGGUGGGGUGGGGGGACAGGGGGCAGGAUGGCUAUCAUAACCCACCACUGUGAAAGAUGCUGAUUUUGCCUUACAUGAACAAGAUGCUGUUCUCUGUUCUGCAGUGUGGUUUGACUUUGACCGAUGUCUUUUAUAAGUGUAGGAAACCUAAACCUUUUUUUUUUUUCUCUCUUUUUUUCUGUUUUCUGUUUUAUCGUUGUUUUUAGAUGUUGAACUGCUGUUACCGUUGUGGUCAAUGUUGAUUUUAAAACUGUAUUUGUUGAUGAAUUCUUCAAUGGCCAAUGUAUUGUGCUGUUUCUAAACAGUGGUUUUACUAAGUCCCACGCAGCAAGAGCAAGCGAGGGGAGGGUACUACUCCGGUGAUGAGUAUUACUCUGAGUCAGUUCACUUCUUUAUAUCCUUACCCUCCCUAGCCACUAAUAUGCUCUUUACUGCUUUCUUUUCAGUUCCCUAACUGGGUCAUGUUUGCGGUGUAUAAGAUGUACAGGAAUCACACUGUUGUUUUGUGUGGACUACAGAUUUGUAUGUUUUGUGGCUUUGUGUUUUUUUUUCUGACAGAUGAACUUAUGCAAAAAGAUCAACAUUAUCAUUGAGCCAAGUCUAGUUAGGAACACAGCGUCAUGGAGAACGUACCGGAGAUGCAUUAACGACGUUUACUGACAGAGAGCGCUCUCACUACGGGAGGCUUGCAAGUGCUGUUCUAGGCCUUUGUUGUCAGUUUGAAACUAAAUGUAUGAUCUGCAUUGUUUAUAUCGAGAUUAUGAAUUCGUUCAGUUGGAGACUCGAUGAUGCAUUCCCUCUGUCGGCACCUUUCUUGCUGGUGUCCUACUGGGGUAGAACGGGAGUAGUAACUCAAGAAAAAGGAGGAUUUCCUUUUUUGUAGUUUAGAUAUAUCUCUCUUUUAUUUCUCUGCCAGGGUAAAUUUCUGGCAAGCAUUGUACAUAAAGGUUACUGGUAAAACAUGAAGACUGCAUGACAAAAAAAACACAGUUAAAAAACAGACAAAGCAAAUGCCGGUUGUUAUUUUUGAAAGCCUACAACUCCUGAUGAACUCUGACCCCUGCUGGUUGCUGGAGGAGGUGCAGUGUGCAUGAGUUAGAUCCCCUCACCCAUUUAGUUUCCCCAGAGCUGAGCUGGAAGUAGAAUGUACUCCUUACACACACACACACACACACACACACACACACACACCAAAAUGUUCGACCGCCUUUGGAAGCCCCAAGCUGGACCAAAGUUUUAUUUGGCACGUUUGGUGUGUAUUUUUCCCUGCUUCCAUGCAGUUCCCGUUGGCUGUGACGAGGUCAUGCAUGUUGGUAGUCUGGACCCCCGUCUCCCCUGCUCUAUGCCUGCCCACACCUACCCACUGCCCACACCUGCCCACUACCCACUGCCCACACUUGCCCACUACCCACACCUGCCCACUCCCCACUCUAUGCCUCCCCACCGAGCACACCUGCCCACUCCCCAAGGUGCCCACUCCGCACUACCCGCUACCCACCAUGGAAUGCCUCCCUGCUCCCCAAGGUGCACACCUGCCCACUCCCUGCUCCCCAAGGUGCACACCUGCCCACACCCUGCUCCCCAAGGUGCACACCUGCCCACACCCUGCUCCCCACUGCGCACACCUGCCCACACCCUGCCCCCCCCCCCCCCCCCUUCGGUAGCUCUGAGACUUCACCCAUCCCCCACCGUUCACCCAUUCCCAACCGCUCCCCCCCUCCCUCCCUGGACUCUAGGUCUGGUUCUGUGUUCGUUUCUGAGUCUUGUUCCGUUUUCGGUUCCGAGUCUUGUUCCGUGCUAGAUCCUCGGUUUUGCUCUUGUACCUUGUUUCUUUUUGUGAGUUGUUGUUUUUGCACUUUAUCACUUGGCUUCAUUAAAACCUGGGACUGUUCCGACCUCAGCGCAGACUGUUGAGCUAUAUCAAGGUGCACACAGGUGGGACGGUCAGGUGUUGGGGCGCUCCUGGAUGGCCGCUGUAGGCGUCUGGGACGCCUGGAGAGCAGAGAGGGGGACAUUACUAACACGGACGCCGGGCACUUCUCAAUGCGACAUCUGAAAGGGCUCUGUCCACUCUUGUGUGGUGUACGAUAAUGUCUAUGAAGUGUAGGAUGCUGAUCUAUUUAUCCCUGGUGGACAGAGAGGUGGCGUUGCUCUCUGUGUUGGAGGGUAGUGCCCACGUUAGGUGGCGUUGCUCUCUGUGUUGGAGGGUAGUGUUUGAUGUCAUGUGUGAAUGAGGGCUUCUUUGUGUUUGGUCCAAGUGAAGUCGGUAGGUAGGUAUAUAUAUAUAUAUAUAUAUAUAAACUCUAAGCCUAAGGUGAGUAGGUUCAGAGAUUGAUGUUGCAAAGUGAACCCCCUCCACCCGGCCUUAAUGAGAGAAACCUACAUCAGAGAGAGGGUCCUCCUGAAGUGAACAGGGUGCCCAGAGGUGGCUGUUACCUGGGAAAGCAGGUGCUUGACCCUUACCUGGGAAAGCAGGUGCUUGACUCCUGUGUUUGAACGGCCUCAUUUCUCUUUGAUCACCUGGAAAAGUACUCAAACUGUAAGAGAAAAGAAACGCAAGCAAACACACACACACACACACGCUCACACAAAAGAGAAAUGCGUCCCUUGGUGGCAGCGCUCCAGAGGUGUGAAUUAUGGGAUGGAGCGCUUGGAAAACUCUGGUGCGAAAUGUCAUCUGCCUUUUUCCCCCUUCUCCCCAAAACAACAACAACAACACAACCUGACAAUGACGCCCUUCUCUGUUCUCAUUGUGCUGAAGCUCCUGUACCGCCACCUGGUGGACAUUGAAAGUAACGAUGUAAAUGCAAACCUGCUUCUGAUUUCUUGACAUUAAAGGAUGCACUUAAACUUCUCAUUAAAGGAUGCUCUUAAACUU